AUGGCCGACAUCCAGGCUGCGCUCGAAGAGCAAUUCUCCCCACCCCUCGACUCGUCGCUCGUCGCCGCCAUUGCACACGAGCCCGGACAAACGCUCCAGAGCGCGCGCGAGCUCUGCGAGACGCUCGCAGCCGCCGCCAUCGAGCAGGAUCACCACCUCGGCCGAGCAGACGACGCUGCGCACAAAGAUACCAGCGCCUCGGCGGACACGAUACCCCUGGACCGAUCGCCGCAGGCACCGCAGCGCAAGAGCAAAGAUGCAUCACCCUUCCCCGCUGCAGGUAGAGGAACGUCGAAAGCGUCGAUGAGCUCGAGGCGACGUCACUUCGGUGGCCAGCUGACCUCAUCCUCACCGGUCGCCAGCCCGCUCAGCUCUUCGCCCAAGACGUCUUCCCUAGACACGGAUACGUUCCCGGACAGCAUCACAUCCCACGACUAUGGCGGAAACGAGACCGGCUCCACCACCCCCACAUCCACCAGCUCGGCUGCGCCAGAUGUCGAUUCCGUGCAGAGGCUGCUCGACGAGUGGCAGCUCAUCGACCAGAACAACCACGACCCGGACAACCUCCGCCUCACGGACGAGGAGAAUGACACCGAUACGGAGCUUGCUUCCAUCGCGCUCGAUCAAAAUGCCCUGCGGUCAAUCGAGCAAAAGGAGCUGAGGGAGGCCGAUCGCGUCGCUACGGCCGCUGGCGACGGGCGCAUCGAUCCGGCAGAGCUGGCCAAGGGCGAACAGUCUUUAUCUUCGCUGCCCGCCGACCAGCUGCCCGAGUCGAUCAGCGAGGAGGAGCGUUUCGACCCGCUCGUCUUCCUGCAGCACGCUUUUCCCUCCAGGACUCCGGCAUUCCUCAAGGAGACGCUCGACGACGCGAGAGGCAGCAUUCAGGACGUCAUCGACACGCUUAUGACCAUCGACCUGAUUGAGAGCGAGGAUGCGCGCCAGGCAGAGCUGGGCGCCGUCGAGCCUGCCUCCCUCGGCCAAGCGGGUAGCGCCCGGGAGAGAGCCAAAGGUCUCGACUACGAUGCACUCGCCAAGGGACUCGCCGCUCGCGAAGGCCUGGAUGCGAGCCUGAAGGGCAAGAAGCGCAAGGCUGCCAGGCGCCGGAUGCAAGAAGAGCAGCGCAGGGCGGCAGGGCAGGCAGGCAUGCUCACCGUCGGACUCGACAGCAGCAGGAGGUCCAAUGCAAAGCCAGCCAAGGUCAAGGUCAACCUGACCGACGUGCGGCACGGCGCACCCAUCCACGACCUCCCCGCGAAGCUCGCCCGCGCCCCGGCCAAGGCAAAGGCGGAGUCUGUCGCCGACCGCCCCGCUGUCCCGUUGACCGACGAGGAGCUCGCUGCCAAGCUGGCUGCCGAGGAAGAGGAGCUCGCCGCCGACCCGGACGACAACCAGCCCGUGCGGGACAAUGCCUGGCUGCUGACGUCGUCGGUGCUCUCCCAGCUCUCGACGCUGCUGGAUCUCGAAGCGACCAAAAUCACAUCGAUCUAUAAUGGCGCCUCGUUCAACCUCGCCCUCGCCUUUGCGCGAUGCGUCGAGUUUGCUGCAGACCGCUAUCAGACCCUGGACUCGCUCGACAAGGCCGGAGAAGCGCCCGCCGGUACGGCCAAGAGGAUGUGCGACGGAAUCGCCGGCAUCGCUGGCACCGACAGGGCGCAGGCAUCGAAGGCGUUCCGAGCGACGAGGGGACGUCAGGACGCGACGCUGGACCUCUUGCAGCUCGAGCAGGUCGUCCGUACCGCCACCGGCGACCAGGAGCUUGACGCGCUCGACCCGCUCGGCAAGCUAUCCCAUCCGGACUCGGACUUCACCGCCGAGGCGGUCGGGGCCAGGGGCGUUUCCGUCGAGGCUGGCGCGACGGCUGGCAAGUUCCGAGAGGCGUUCCCCACCCCCUCGCAGGCCGCUCGCUUCGGCCGGGGCCAGGACACAUCGACCGGUGCCACCGACAAGUACGCCCGGGCAGUGGGCAGAAAGGAACCCGGGCCGCCGACGGGUGCAGCCGCUGCUCUACGGUCCGGUGCCGCCAUUGCUGCCGUGCUUCCGGCCUCUGCAGCCUCUGUGGUGCGCGACCCGGACGUCGGCCUUUCGGAUAUCCCCAACGAGCGCCUCGGUCUGGCGCCCCACAUCAGCGCGCACGAUCCGCUGCGGAGGAUGACCGAGUACCGCCUGAUCGCGGACGAGUAUCGACAGCGGCGCGACGAGGCGCUGCGAAAGGCCGGCAACGCCUGGCGCUCCGGCAAGGGCGGCGUGCGCAUCGGCGGCAAAGGCGGCGAUGGCGGCAAGGGCGGCACGGCCUGGUACUACGCCGACGAGGCCAGGCGGCUGGAUGCCAAAUCGCGCGCGUGGAGCCUCAAGGCGGCCGAGGCGCUCGUCGAGGACCGUCGACGCGCCGGCGUCGGCGUGGUGCGGGGCGACGUCUCGAGCCAUCUCCGGGCCCCUGUCGGCGGCGGCGGAGGAUCUUCGGGAGGACAGUCCAACGCCUUCAACACCAUUGACCUGCACGGCGUGACGGUGCACGAGGCACUGUCGAUUGUGCGCGAGCAGGUGACGCGGUGGUAUGCGCGCCCGUCGACGUCGGGCCACCUCGCGCCGUUCAAGAUCAUCACGGGCGUCGGGCGACACAGCCCGCAUCAGAUUGCCGUGCUUCGUCCGGCGGUGGCCAAGAUGCUCGAGAGGGAAGGGUGGAGAUACGACGUGGACCAUUCGAGGGGUAUCAUUAUCGUUCGUGGCACCAAAUAG
Messenger RNA from Pseudozyma flocculosa PF-1, 2736 nucleotides. RefSeq lists its product as uncharacterized. Bases 1 to 2736 code for a protein of 911 amino acids. NCBI's taxonomy places the organism in Eukaryota, Fungi, Basidiomycota, Ustilaginomycetes, Ustilaginales, Ustilaginaceae. The transcript has a single exon. The record is from RefSeq and is a predicted model, not a curated record.